ACAUGCGGAGCGCACGGGCCGGGCUUCGCCUCCCCUCUGGACGCUAUGAAAGGUCCCCGGGAGGAGAUCGUGUACGUGCCCUGCAUCUACAGGAACACGGCGAGCAAGAAGCCGGACUUCCUGGCCACYGUGGAUGUCAACCCUGAAUCCCCGCACUACUGCCAGGUCGUCCACCGGCUGCCCAUGCCCAACGUGGGCGACGAGCUGCACCACUCGGGCUGGAACGCCUGCAGCAGCUGCUUCGGCGACAGCACCAAGGCGCGCRACCGCCUCGUCCUGCCCGCCCUCAUCUCCUCCCGCAUCUACGUGGUGGACGUGGGCACCGACCCGCGAGCGCCCCGGCUGCACAAGGUCAUCAACGCCGAGGACGUGUUCUGGAAGUGCAAUCUGGGCUACCCGCACACGUCCCACUGCUUGGGCAGUGGGGAGAUCAUGAUCAGCACCCUGGGGGACCCGUCGGGCCAUGGAAAAGGUGGUUUCAUCCUGCUGGACGCGGAGACGUUCGAGAUCAAGGGCAACUGGGAGAGAGGAGACAAGACGCCCCCGAUGGGUUACGACUUCUGGUACCAGCCGCGCCAUAACGUGAUGAUCAGCACCGAAUGGGGGGUCCCCCGGUGCCUGGGCUACGGCUUUGACCCCAACGAUCUGAAGAAAGGGCGCUACGGCCGCCGCCUCAACGUGUGGGACUGGAGCAGCCACGAGUACGUGCAGGCCAUCGACGUCGGGGAGGACGCGGCGCCGCUGGAGAUCCGCUUCCUGCACGACCCCGCCGCGGCCCAGGGCUACGUGGGCUGCACCAUCAGCAGCGCCAUCCACCGCUUCUACAAGACCCAGCAAGGGGACUGGGCGGCGGAGAAGGUGAUCCAGGUCCCCAGCAAGAAGGUGCAAGGGUGGCUUCUGCCYGAAAUGCCAGGCUUCAUCACCGACAUCCUCCUCUCGCUGGACGACAAGUUCCUUUACUUCAGCAACUGGCUGCACGGCGACGUCCGCCAGUACGACAUCUCGGACAGGCGCCGGCCGCGGCUCGUGGGGCAGGUCUUCGUGGGCGGCAGCAUCAGCAGAGGUGGCCCCGUGACCGUGUGUGAGGACCAGGAGCUGCAGGAGCAGCCGGAGCCGUUCGUGAUCCAGGGCAAGAAGGUGCCAGGGGGACCCCAGAUGCUGCAGCUCAGCUUGGACGGCAAGAGGCUCUACGUGACCACGUCCCUGUACAGCGCCUGGGACAAGCAGUUCUACCCCGAGCUCAUCAGGGAGGGCUCCGUCAUGCUGCAGCUCGACGUGGACACGGAGCGGGGCGGCCUGCGCGUCAACGAGCGCUUCCUGGUGGAUUUUGGGCAGGAGCCCGAGGGGCCCUGCCUGGCGCACGAGAUGCGCUACCCCGGCGGCGACUGCACCUCCGACAUCUGGCUCUGA
This is a messenger RNA of Nothoprocta perdicaria, 1410 nucleotides long. RefSeq names its product methanethiol oxidase-like. Gene Ontology annotation, molecular function: selenium binding; protein binding. The record is from RefSeq and is a predicted model, not a curated record. Bases 46 to 1410 code for a protein of 454 amino acids. The transcript has 11 exons. Lineage: Eukaryota; Metazoa; Chordata; Aves; Tinamiformes; Tinamidae.